This is a messenger RNA of Botrytis cinerea B05.10, 1273 nucleotides long. It is a transcript of the gene Bcrpn12, whose product is annotated as Bcrpn12. Gene Ontology annotation, biological process: proteasome-mediated ubiquitin-dependent protein catabolic process. Lineage: Eukaryota; Fungi; Ascomycota; Leotiomycetes; Helotiales; Sclerotiniaceae. Gene Ontology annotation, cellular component: cytosol; proteasome regulatory particle, lid subcomplex; proteasome regulatory particle. Bases 171 to 1004 code for a protein of 277 amino acids. The transcript has 2 exons. The record is from RefSeq and is a predicted model, not a curated record.
GACUAAGCGUCUCAAGGUUGCUUCCAUCAACGCGGCUCCAUAGCUACCUUGCCAUCUCCAAAAGCUUCGAAUUACAAUUAUACCAACUUCUUCGCCCUAUCACUCAAACAACCCACUUUCUCUCCAAGUCUUCCCACGGAAUAACCAAACCUACUACCUGAACAAUCAAGAUGUCAGAACGCGACCUUCAGACAAUUAUCCAAAAACUCAAAUCCCCAUCAACAUCCUACCAAGAGAGCUCAUCACUCCUCUCCAAAGCCAAACUCACACUUCUCAAAUUAAAUGCCUUGACUCCACAAGCAUCAACAUCACCCUCCAUAUUAUCUCUUGCUCGCGAAGUCUUCGAAACCGGUGCUCUAGUUUCCAUCCGGGCAAAGGACCCAGCUGGUUUCACACGUUAUGUUCAUCAAUUAACUCCAUACUACGAGCUUCCAGACGACAAAUUUAGCGCCAAGAGUUCGGGAGAGAAGAACAAGAUUACAGGAUUAUAUCUUUUGUUGUUGUUGACACAGGGAGAUUAUGCGGGCUUUCACACGGAAUUGGAGGGGUUGGAGCUGAGGGAGGAUGGCGGAAAGAGGGUUGAGGAAGAUAAAUAUUUGGGAUAUCCAAUUAAGUUGGAGAGAUGGUUGAUGGAGGGUAGUUAUGACUUGGUUUGGAAGGCAAUGGAGGGUGGUAAGGUGCCGAGUGAGGAGUAUGGAGUUUUCAGUGAGAUCUUGGUUAACCAAAUUCGCUCUGAAAUUGCUUCGUCUUCGGAAACAGCAUAUCCAUCUUUACCUAUUUCAUCCACAAAGAAUCUCCUCUUCCUGCCAUCAGAAGGAGCAGUAGUGCAAUUUGCGCAACACAGAGGAUGGUUGAUUGAAGAUGGACGCAUAUACUUCCCUAAUCAAAAGUUGAAGAAUGGUGUGAAUGUGGAUGCCGGAGAGGUCGCCGAGGAGAAGGAAGUUAGUAUGACAGCUAUUGAGAAUACCCUUGGUUAUGCUAGAGAGUUGGAGACGAUUGUAUAAGCUGAAUACCGUUUCUGGCUGUGCAUGAUAUUUGAAUGAUGCGAGGGGUGGAGGGAUGGAAGGAUGGAAAAUGAUAUGCAUAGAUGAGAGGAUAGCAUAAGAAAUCAUGAGUGUAACUUUAGAUAGCGGGCAUGGCAUAAUAUCCAUAUGAUAUUUCGAUGACUUAAUUUCACGCUUGCAUAUUCUACUUUGAAUGUUGAUUAUAUCAAAAGUUGUCAAAAACUGUGUUAGAUCACUUCUUGGAUCUACCAAUAGCCAACCGUAUUCCA